Messenger RNA from Cetraspora pellucida, 1154 nucleotides. The record is from the annotation of a GenBank genome assembly. Lineage: Eukaryota; Fungi; Glomeromycota; Glomeromycetes; Diversisporales; Gigasporaceae.
AACCAAAAUCAACGACGGGUAGUCGCGUACUGGUUUUACUUGAUAAGGAGGAUGACAAGACGUUAUAUAAUAAAUUUUUUAAUUCUUUAGAAGAGCGGGAAUAUAACCUAACAUAUACGACGCCCACAGACUCUACUGUGGACCUAUUUUCCUAUGGAGAACGUGCAUAUGACCACAUUAUCAAUUUUGCACCAAAGACAAAAAACACUUCCGUAAUAGAUCAUUUCAAUUAUGACAUGUCUGACGAUGGAAAGCAUACACUUAUAGUUGCAAAUGGAAUAACGAACAAUGAAGCUAUUUUAACAAAAAAUGUGAUUGAAGGGCCACCAGUGCUUUUUAGGGGUAUAGCACACAAAGUUGGGACGGUCCCAUUGUUAACUAAAGUAUUAUGGGCUGGCGAAACUGCUUAUUCAUAUGAGACUAAAGCGGAUCAGCAGGUAGAUCAAGAACCAUUAGUUAUAGGAAAUGAAGUUAUGCUUGUCUCAGCUUUACAAGCAAGAAAUAAUGCAAGAGUUACAUUUGUUGGAAGCAUAGAGUUGUUCAGUGAUAGAUUUUUCGAUUCAUCCAUUCAGAGGACCAAUCCUGCAGAAUCAUUUCCCAAAUCGGGUAAUGAGGACUUCGCCAAAGAUUUGACAAAGUGGACUUUUCAGGAAAAAGGAGUCCUCAAAGUCACUUCUAAGCAUCAUCAUAAGGAAGGCGAGGGCGAAGAGUUAGAAAUUUAUCGUAUUAAGGAUAACAUCGUCUAUAUAAUUGAAAUUUCUGAAUAUGUAAAUGAUCAUUGGCAACCUUUUAAUGGUACCGAUGUACAAUUCGAAGCCAUAAUGUUGGAUCCCUACAUUAGAAAAACUCUUACUCCAUAUCCCACAUCACCAGAACAACAAUCGCGAAAAUAUGAGGCGCACAUUCAAUUACCAGAUGUUUAUGGUGUAUUCACAUUUAAGGUUAAUUACAAACGAUCCGGUUAUUCAUAUAUCGAGGAUUCGACUGUCGUAGCAAUCAGACCCUUCAGACAUAAUGAAUAUCCGAGAUAUAUAUCUGCCGCAUAUCCUUAUUAUACAGGAGCUGCAUCAAUGAUAAUGGGUUUCUUAUUAUUUUCAGUUGUUUGGUUUUUCAAUAAGGAAAAUACCAAAAGAGUAAAAAAGAAGACAAGUUAG